Molecule: messenger RNA, 563 nt
Organism: Caenorhabditis sp. 36 PRJEB53466
Lineage: Eukaryota; Metazoa; Nematoda; Chromadorea; Rhabditida; Rhabditidae
Source: the annotation of a GenBank genome assembly
AUGAAAUCCGUCGUGAUAUUUUUGACGUUCGUUUGUACCACUGCUCUGGCUGGAACUUGGACGAGCUGGGGAGCAUGGGCUGAUGUGUGCACGGUACGUCUCUAGUACCAGCAAAAUAGAUAUAGAAUACUUUCAGAAUUGCCCAGGAUCCACUUAUCGUGGACGCACCCGCGUUUGUGUCAUCGGGGCGGAUAUGAGUGGAUGCAGUGGAUCGCGUACUGAAAAAACAGUAUGCAACUGUCCAUUGGACUCAGUAUGGGGAGAAUGGGAGGACUGGACUGUUUGCGAUAAGGACUGCGGUUACUGUGGCACACAGACUCGCACCAGAGAAUGUGAGGUCAUUGAUGGAUGCCCUGCAGCCAAUUGCACGUGAGUUGAAGCCAACGUUUCAGUCUGCUUUGGGAAAUUUGCCUUUUUCAAUUUAUUUUAACAGAGGUGACAACAGUGAAUCGAGAGCAUGCAGUACUACCGACGGAGUCUGUCUCGCUCCAAGCGUUUCGUGCUGCGCAGGAUACAAGAAGAAGGUCGACAUUCCAUCCAAACGUUUCUAUUGUGGUCUCUAA